Amaranthus tricolor (Joseph's coat) is the source of this 1850-nucleotide messenger RNA. Its product is annotated as probable serine/threonine-protein kinase PBL12. Gene Ontology annotation, biological process: protein phosphorylation. The transcript has 5 exons. The record is from RefSeq and is a predicted model, not a curated record. NCBI's taxonomy places the organism in Eukaryota, Viridiplantae, Streptophyta, Magnoliopsida, Caryophyllales, Amaranthaceae. Gene Ontology annotation, molecular function: protein kinase activity; ATP binding. The coding region runs from base 281 to 1654 and encodes 457 amino acids.
ACACUCUUACUAAAACAAAAUUUGUGGGACUUUUCCUUUCAUUUUUGGCCGGUCUUCCCUUGUUAAAGUAGCCUCAAAAAAAGGUAGUCUAUAAACCACAAACCCAAAUUUCCACUUCCCUUUCCAUUCACAUCAAUUAUACUAUUUUGCUUAAUCUUUAAGCUCACCCCCUUAAAUUGGAGGAUUUCAAUCACUACCCCAAAAAUAAAUCCUACACAAAACCAAAAGGAAUUCCUUAACCCACCGAGAAAAAAGGCCAAGCACCCCCCAAAACAACAAUAUGGCACUAAAAAUGGCCAUAUGUUGUUUUACCAAUUCUCUAGACACUAAAGAUGAAUUAGUUCAUCCUAAGCAAACUCCUUCCCCUACACCUUCACCUCAAAGUGUACCUCAUCUAGGCAUAACUAACCAUUUUAACUCCUCCGAAAUCUCGAUCAACGAGCUUUCGAGCUCGAUCCCGGGCGCAAAUCUCCAUGUUUUUAGCCAUGAUGAGCUUAGAUUGAUCACUAAUAACUUUGCAUUGAGUAACUUUCUUGGUGAAGGUGGGUUUGGUGCUGUUUAUAAAGGCUUCAUACAUGAUGAUCUUAGGCCUGGUUUAGACCCUCAAGCUGUUGCUGUUAAGGUCUUGGAUUUGGAAGGAACUCAAGGCCAUAAGGAGUGGUUGGCUGAAGUGAUAUAUCUUGGGCAAUUAAGGCAUCCUCAUUUGGUAAAGCUAAUUGGGUACUCUUGUGAAAAUGACCAAAGACUUCUUGUGUAUGAAUACAUGGCUAGGGGUAAUUUGGACAAGCAGCUUUUUAGCAGACGGUCUAUUCCAUUGCCAUGGUUAACAAGAAUCAAGAUUGCAUUACAAGCAGCAAAAGGGUUAGCUUAUCUUCAUGAAUUGAAUAAAAAACCAGUAAUUUUCAGAGAUUUUAAGGCUGCAAAUAUUCUCUUGGAUGCUGAUUAUACUGCUAAACUAUCAGAUUUUGGGUUUGCUAGAGAUGGACCAGAGGAAGAUAAGACUCAUGUGUCGACCAAAAACAUAGUGGGCACUAAAGGUUAUGCAGCCCCAGAAUACAUCAUGACAGGUCACUUAACAACAAUGAGCGAUGUUUACAGUUACGGAGUAGUCCUAUUAGAGUUACUAACAGGAAGAAGAUGCAUGGACAAAAAGCGUCCAAAAAAAGAGCAAAGUCUAGUAGGGUGGGCAAGGCCUCUACUAAAAGACCCAAGAAAAAUGGAAGGCAUAAUGGACCCAAGAUUAGACGGGCAAUACUCAAUAGAAGGGUCAAAAAUAGCAGCUAUGUUGGCUUACCAAUGCCUAAGCAAACAUCCCAAAACAAGGCCUACAAUGAGUGCAGUGAUCAAGAUAUUAGAGCCUCUUUUAGACCUUAAUGACAUGUCUUUUGGGUGUCCUUUUGUUUAUGUUGCACGAAAACAAGGUCAAGUAAUAAGCAAUAAUAAAGAGGAGCAAGUAUUGUGUAGUGAUGUUAAAAAUGAAGAUAAAAUUAAUGAGAAGGAAUUUGGAGUGGCAUUAAAAGGAGAUGUUGAACAAGAAAAGGUUUCAACAAGAGAAAAUGAUGAGGAAAAGAAUAGAAAUAGAAAUAGACAUCAAAAAAGGUCGAGGAGUUCUAGAGCAGUAAUGUCUGAUUCAGCUCUUUAUCAAGCUCAAUGAGAUGAUUUAAUUUUAAUCUAAUUAUGUUUGGAUUAUUAUAGAAAAUGUGUACAAAUUUUUAGUGAGAAUAAGCCAAGUCUUGUAUGGAAAUAGUAAGUGGUUAACUUUAAAUGCCUUAUAGCGCAUGCAUGUGAAGGUACUAAGUUUAAAAAACGUUUUAAUUUUUAUUAUAUUAUUAUUAUGAUAAUUUUGGAUA